Molecule: messenger RNA, 3380 nt
Organism: Sphaerulina musiva SO2202
Lineage: Eukaryota; Fungi; Ascomycota; Dothideomycetes; Mycosphaerellales; Mycosphaerellaceae
Product: glycoside hydrolase family 3 protein
Exons: 9
Coding region: 627-3302 (891 amino acids)
Biological process (GO): glucan catabolic process
Molecular function (GO): beta-glucosidase activity
Source: RefSeq, a predicted model, not a curated record
CUUCAAUGCUCCCAUUGAAGCCUUUGGCCACGCCUUGUACUCACUCACUCCCUCCCUCCAGACGCGUGAUAUGUGCCAAAAAGAGAGGCAGCAAAGGAGGCAGAAGCAGUGAAACUACCACCUAGCAGCACACUGUUGUGAUCUUCUCCAGAUCAUUUCCCCAGCGGAGGUGGGUCAUUGUCGGCGUCUGGAGCCGGUGCAAUUUUUCUGCAAUAUGAUGAUGCCGAAGGGUGGAGAAGACACUAGAUCCACACCUUGCAUGGUUGCAUGUGGGCAGAGAAAUAGCAAAUACCACAAUAAACAUGGAUUCUUACUAAAUGUUUGGUCGCCUGGCCCGAACAGACGGCGGACUACUGCCUAUACUCGGUUCCAAUUGGCAAGGCAGUACACAAGAGAUCCACUGCAGCGCGGAGUUCCGCCUCAGGGUGCCGCCCGCGGUGCUAUUGUCCACGGUCCCGACGAUGUUGAAGCAUUGAUCAGAUCAUAGCCGAGGGGAAAACGAAAAAACGCGAGGCCAGUGGAUAGGGAGGGCAUUGGCAGUAUAUAAGAGAGUUGCUGAAGAUGGCACUCAGUGGCGGAAAAGGCCAGUCGUUCCACUCUCCAUCAUCCCUCAUACGACCUCGAGCAUGCCUUCUGUCAAGGCGGCUCUUCUGGCUGCUGCUACUUCGGUAGCUGCUUAUGACUACUCGCAGUUGGCUUCUAGCAAGAACAACUAUGGAGCACCUAACCCCGAUACCACAUACCCGGGGUUUGAGAGCCAGAAUCCUGCUGCCGUAGCUGGAAGCGAUAGCUUUCAGAUCUCUCCUCCCAAAUACCCUUCCCCAUGGAUGGACUCGAGCUAUGGCAAUUGGAGCGCGGCAUACCAAAAGGCAUUCGCCUUCGUGGAGCAGCUCACUCUUGCCGAAAAGGUCAACUUGACAACUGGUUCGGGAUGGCAGCUGGAGGCUUGCGUAGGUAACACGGGACAAGUCCCAAGACUUGGCUUCCGUGGCCUCUGUCUGCAAGACAGCCCUACAGGUGUCCGCAUGACAGACUACAACUCUGUUUUCCCAGCUGGUGUCAAUGUAGGUGCCUCUUGGGAUCGCCAGCUCGCCUACGAUCGUGGUAAAGCAAUGGCCGAAGAGCAUCGUGGCAAAGGAGUCGAUGUCCUGCUUGGCCCAGUUGCUGGUCCACUGGGUCGCACGCCCGCAGGAGGUCGUAACUGGGAGGGCUUCUCGCCUGACCCCGUUCUCACGGGUCAACUUUUUGCCGAGAGUAUCAAGGGCAUUCAAAGUGCUGGAGUCGUGGCCACUGGCAAGCACUACAUCAUGAAUGAGCAGGAGCACUUCCGUUUGGUGCCUGAAUCGAAGAGCUACGGCUUUGUCAAUAUCACGGAACCCUCAUCGUCUAACUUGGACGACGAAACUUUGCACGAGCUCUAUCUUUGGCCUUUUGCCGAUGGAGUGAAAGCCGGCGUCGGGUCUAUCAUGUGCUCGUACAACCAGGUCAACGACUCUCAGGCUUGCCAGAACUCGUAUGUCCUCAACUACCUUCUCAAGGGCGAGCUGGGCUUCCAGGGAUUCGUGAUGAGUGACUGGCUUGCCACUCACUCUGGUGUAUCCAGUGCACUUGCCGGACUAGACAUGACUAUGCCUGGAGACGGGACUGCUUUUAACGUUGCCGACUCUUUCUUCGGUACCAACUUGACCGUUGCCGUGCUCAACGGCACCGUUCCAGCCUGGAGAAUCGAUGAUAUGGCUCUUCGUAUCAUGUCGGCCUUCUUCUACGUGGACGGGCAGGUUGAGCGCGAACCAGAGAAUUUCCAGUCCUGGACAACCGAUACAUUCGGAUGGGCUCACUGGUACAACAAGGAGGGUGGCAUCGUGCAGGUCAACCAGCACGUCAAUGUCCAAGGUGAUCACGGGAAGCUCAUCCGCCAAUGGGGUGCUGAAAGCACCGUAAUGCUGAAGAACAAGGGCGUCUUGCCUCUGACUGGCAAGGAGCCAUUGACGGCCGUGUUCGGCAACGAUGCUGGACCAAACCUCGCAGGGCCGAACAGCUGCACCGACCGCGCAUGCGCCAACGGUACGCUGGGAAUGGCUUGGGGAAGCGGGACUGCCGAAUUCCCGUACCUCAUUACCCCGGAUACCGCGAUCCAGAAUGAGGUUCGAGCCAAUGGUGGUGCUUACGAAUCGAGCUUGAACAACUGGGACUUGGGACCUGCUGGCAAACUCGCCCGACGCGCUAACGUCUCCAUCGUUUUUGCCAGUGCGGUAGCUGGAGAGUGGUAUCUGGAGACGGACGGCAAUCUCGGAGACAGAAACAACUUGACGUUCUGGCAGAAUGCGGACGAAGCCAUCGAGCGUGUUGCGGCAAACUGCUCCAACACUAUCCUGGUCGUGCACUCGGUUGGUGCCGUGAUGUUGGAGAAGUACCAGAAUCACCCGAACAUCACUGCCAUUCUCUGGGCUGGUGUACCUGGCCAGGAAGCGGGCAAUUCCAUUGCAGACGUCCUCUAUGGCCGUGUCAAUCCGUCCGCCAAACUGCCCUUUACCAUGGGCAAAGACCGCAAGGACUAUGGCGCGGACAUUCUCUAUACCCCCAAUGCUCCCGUGGCUCAGAUCAACUACAAGGAAGGUGUAUUCAUCGACUAUCGCGGAUUUGACAAGCACAACACCACGCCAGUGUAUGAAUUCGGUUAUGGUCUCAGCUACUCGACAUUCAACUACAGCUCGCUUCAAGUCACCAAGCUGAACGCUCCCGCCUACGAGCCCUUCACCGGCAUGAGCAAGCCAGCUCCCACGGUUGGAAACUUCUCUACCAACGCAGAAGACUACUUAUUCCCCGCAAACUUCACCAAAUUCACCGGGUUCCACUACCCCUUCCUCAACUCGACCGACUUCGCCCAAGCCACCGGCGAUGCCGACUACGGCAUGAACUUCACCUGGCCCGAGCACGCCACCGACAGCUCCGCACAACGCAUGCCCAAAGCCGGCGGUGCUCCCGGCGGCAACCCUCGUCUGUACGACAUCCUCUACACGGUCUCCGCGACCAUCACCAACACAGGCAAAGUCGCCGGCUACGAAGUCCCUCAACUCUACAUCAGCCGUGGCGGGCCUUACGAUCCCGUUCGUGAACUCCGCGGCUUCGACCGCAUCUGGCUCGAAGUGGGCGAGAGCAAGACGUUCACGGUGGAUGUCACGAGGAGGGAUAUCAGCAGCUGGAAUACUGUGGAGCAGGAUUGGUUUGUGAGAAAUUCGACGAAGAAGGUGUGGGUGGGUAGCUCGAGUAGGAAUUUACCUCUGUCGGCUACUCUUCCUUGAGGACUUUUUUUUGGUAGUACUUACCUACUAGAUUGAGGUAGACUUUCUGUUUGAAAACAAAAAGAAAUUGAUGAUAAU